Syngnathus acus (greater pipefish) is the source of this 2986-nucleotide messenger RNA. RefSeq names its product melatonin receptor type 1B-like. Gene Ontology annotation, biological process: G protein-coupled receptor signaling pathway. The record is from RefSeq and is a predicted model, not a curated record. Gene Ontology annotation, molecular function: melatonin receptor activity. NCBI's taxonomy places the organism in Eukaryota, Metazoa, Chordata, Actinopteri, Syngnathiformes, Syngnathidae. Gene Ontology annotation, cellular component: membrane. The transcript is spliced from 3 exons. The coding region runs from base 353 to 1417 and encodes 354 amino acids.
AGGAGAUGUGUUGGAGGAGGCAGAAAUGAAGAGAAAUGAGGAGCAGCAGCUUUGGAGAGGCAGAGUAGCAGAGAGAAUAAAAGGAGAAGGUGUGGAGACCCAUGCUACUGCUUCUAUGCUCUCAGCAUCACGGAUCCCAGAAAUGUGAAUGGAUCUCGCCUGGCUGCAGUCCGCUCCGCGUGGACUGGCUGCGGGCUGGCGGAGGGACUCCGGACCGUGGAGGCAAUAAGAGCGUAAAGAAUGCCUGCGGCCACUGAGGGGCACGCAGCCGACAGGUUCGGGGAUCAAAGAAAAAGGAUGUAAAUAAUCUAGCACGCAGGAGAAGGAAGAGAAAGGGGAGAGAGUGGUGGCUAUGGACAUGCCGGAGGAUGGAUCGUUGUUUAAUAAUCAGACUGCACAUGGGCCGGAGCCAAGCCAAGGAGGAGCGCGUCCUGCAUGGGCAGUUACGGCGCUGGCCAGCGUGCUGAUCUUCACAACUGUGGUGGAUGUGUUGGGGAACCUGCUGGUUAUAAUCUCUGUAGCGAAGAACCGUAAACUCCGAAAUGUGGGAAAUGCCUUUGUGGUGAGUCUUGCCUUCGCUGACUUGAUGGUAGCAUUCUAUCCUUAUCCUCUGGUGUUGUAUGCCAUCUUCCAUGACGGCUGGUCAUUGGGAGAGACCCAGUGCAAGAUAAGUGGCUUCCUGAUGGGUUUGAGCGUCAUUGGCUCCAUCUUCAACAUCACAGGCAUUGCCAUCAACCGCUAUUGUUACAUCUGCCACAACUUCAGCUAUGACAAGUUGUACAGCAACCGCAACACACUGGUGCUGGUCACACUCAUCUGGUUCUUAACAAUCAUGGCCAUUGUGCCAAAUCUAUUUUUUGGCUCGCUGCAGUACGAUCCCCGCGUCUAUUCCUGCACAUUUGCACAGACUGUAAGCACUUCCUAUACCAUCACAGUGGUGAUAAUCCACUUCUUUGUGCCCAUUUCCGUGGUUACUUUCUGCUACAUGAGGAUAUGGAUCUUGGUCAUUCAGGUAAGGCGCAAAGUGAAAUCUGAGGUACGUCCUCGCAUCAAGCCCAGUGACUUGAGGAACUUCAUCACUAUGUUUGUAGUGUUUGUGCUUUUUGCAAUUUGUUGGGCACCACUCAACUUCAUUGGGCUUGCUGUUGCCAUUAACCCAGAAGAAGUCGCACCUCACGUCCCGGAGUGGCUCUUUGUUGUCAGCUAUUUCAUGGCUUACUUCAACAGUUGCCUUAAUGCCGUCAUCUAUGGCCUGCUGAACCAGAACUUCCGCAGGGAGUACAAACGAAUUGUCAUGUCUGUGUGGUGGCCACAGCUCUUCUUCCAGGAAACAUCACGAGGAGGGACUGAAGGCAUGAGGAGCAAACCAUCACCAGGACUCAAUAAUAAUGACCAAGCAAAAGGAGAAACUCUGUGACUCAGUUUGUCACUACCGUGCCAAAGCCUCAACAAGCACUUGAAACACAAUAGCCAAAUGGGCUACAGUAAAAUGAAAAGACAAAAACUGCCCAAUAUACAAAAUAAUGUUCACAUUUUUGAGCACCAUUCUUAAUGUUUAAAGCUCAUCAAUUUAGUUUUUUUUGUUUUUUUUUACAGCAGGCUUGGGGCCUGAAUGGGCCAGCGUGUAAACAUGUUUAUUGCAUCAUUAGUCUAUUCAACCAAUUCAAUUUUGGAACUUCUGAAUGAACUCAAGGGAUGACUUAGAGCCAGUCAUUAGGGAUUUGUGCAGCAUCACUUUUCACAAAUUUCCUUUCAACUUUGCUUUUCCUUGCAUCUGGGUCAUUUCAGCACACAGUGACAAUUGUCGCUGUUCCUGUUUUUAGGUGUGCUGUCAAUGCAAGGUGGGCAAAGCUAGCAAAUUGCUAAGCAUCAGGGUGUAGUAAAUGAAACAAAACAUAGUAUGAAUGUUGUUGCUGGCUUUUCUCAAAUCUAUCACAUAUUUAUUUACUGCAAGUCAAAAUAUUCUUUUGCGUCUUUCGCUAACAUUUCUAUCAAUUCAAAUUUGUUCUGCAGCUGAUGUGCUCUCCUGAAUUUUCUAUGACAAAAAUAUCCAGCAUCCCUGAGUGGCAUAAACUCUAUAGAAAACAAACAGAAUAUUUAUGUAGAAAAAAAUGAAAGCUUUAUACUUUUUUUUCACUUUUUUCAUCAGUUGUGAAGCAAAAUUUGAUGAUUUUUGACGAUUUGACAAAAUGAUUUUCAAUAUGUGGAAAUCACCAAAACUAAAUUGAUGAGCUCUCAAUGUGGUGUAUGUUUAAAUGUUCCUGUGCAGACCCAAGGUGCCCGUGUUGUUUUGGAAAUAUGUAUUUGGCACCAAAAUGCAGUUGUAAACAUUUACAAAAUUUGGUGAGAAUAUAACAGACAGCAGCUUAAUUAUCCUCUUAUUCAUAUUAGUAACAUACUGUGCAAGGUGUUUGGCAGCACCAACGGUUUCUCAUGGUAUAUAAUUGUAUAUCAAAUUAUAUGAUCACAUUUUACCUUGUGUCACAUUUAUGACUACCAUGACUAAAAUGUGAAAUACAAUUUAAUUUGCUUAGCUGGUAGUCAAUACCUCAACUUGUUAAUUAUCAGAAAAUGUGCCUGUCCUGCUCAUCUUCUUUUUCACUUGACCAAAAAUAACUUCUUUUAACGGAUCAUAGAUGAACAUCCUGCCUGCUGUAAGAUUUUCACUUUGAUGUCAAUGUUUAUCAAGGCUGAAUGGAACUACAGUAGGCAGCACAAGCAGAGCAUUUAUCCGUCAAUGAUUAAUCUCUGUCAAUAUAGUUUUCAUGUUGUAAAUCAUGAACUAGUGAGGAAUGUAACAGAAUUUUUGGGUCAUAUCUGAAAAACGUUUUGAUGCAAGUCAUAUAAGUACUACACAAGAACUACUGGAAAACACAACUCAACAUUGAUGUUUUAUAUAUAGUAUGCAGCAUUUUCCUGAUUUAGAGAUUCUAUUUUCAUCUAUUUUAUGGCACAUACUGGGAUAGACAAAGUUGCCAUGACAACC